Molecule: messenger RNA, 549 nt
Organism: Rotaria sp. Silwood2
Lineage: Eukaryota; Metazoa; Rotifera; Eurotatoria; Philodinida; Philodinidae
Source: the annotation of a GenBank genome assembly
AAUGAUGAAAUAUUUAUUGAACAUUUGAUUGAACAAGAACGUACAGCUGAAGAAAUGCGUAAAAAAAUCUAUGAACAAGAACUUCAAAAAGAACAAGAAGCAAAACAACGUGUUAAAAAUGAUCUUAUGGAAGCAUUACUUCAUGCAAAUGGUAAUGUCGAUCAAAUACUUAAAAAAAGUAUUGAAGAUCUUGAAAGAAAACGUAAAGAAGAUGUUCAACCAAUUAUGCCUAAUAUGAUAAAAAGAGAAGAAGACAUUCUUAUAUCAUUAUCAAACGAUCAAAAUCAACAACGAUUAUUUGAAUAUACUCCACCAGUUUAUGAUCAUCAAGGACCAUCAGUACCUGAUAAAAAUGAUCUUGAACAACUCGGAUACUUAGAUCAUGUUCGUCAAGAAAGACCAGUUGAACGUGCGGGUGGUUAUACAAGAGAAUAUCCGUGUUUGCGUGCUAUACAAGAAGCAUUUGAUAUGUUGUUAUUUGUAAAAGAAAAUUCUUUGAUGAAUGUUAAACAAGAUUCUACAGAUGAAAAUGAACCUAUGGAAAGUUAA